Molecule: messenger RNA, 5809 nt
Organism: Stegostoma tigrinum
Lineage: Eukaryota; Metazoa; Chordata; Chondrichthyes; Orectolobiformes; Stegostomatidae
Product: protein LYRIC-like
Exons: 12
Coding region: 794-2470 (558 amino acids)
Biological process (GO): positive regulation of angiogenesis; negative regulation of apoptotic process; regulation of transcription by RNA polymerase II
Cellular component (GO): nucleus
Molecular function (GO): transcription coregulator activity
Source: RefSeq, a predicted model, not a curated record
AAUCCAGCGAUCCUCUUUUUGGAAGUGCAUCCUUCUUUGUCUCAAAUUUCAUUUUUUUUCUCGCAAAAACAGAAAUUGCAGGAGAAGCUCAGUCGAUCCGGCAGCAACUGCGAAGAAAGAAGGCAGAAUUAAUUAAUGACGCACCUUCAUAACCGCAUUCUCCUUUGUUUUCAGAUUUUAGCUUUGCAUAAAUAUAAACUGCCGGAGAAGUUCGGCAUGAUCCGGCAGCAUCUGUGGCGAGAGAAAGCACAGUUCACGUUUCGAGUCCAGUGAGCCCUUCUUUUCGGAAGUGCAUCCCUCUUCGUUUACAUUUUAUUUUUGCGAAAAGAAAUUGUUGAGAAGCUUAGCAGAUCCGGCAGCAACUGUGAAGAGAGAGAGAGCGAGCGAGAGACAGACAGAGAGGAAAGCAAGAGUUCACGUUUCCAGUCCCGUGAGACCGUCUUUCCAGAACUGCACUCUCUGCUUUUAAUUUUUUUUGCAAAAUGUGUUUUUGGACGGUUUGAUCUUUCAUGGCCACCGUCAUGUGUGCAGCAGCACGCACAAGUUGAGGCAUUGCAGGAAGAAAAGUUUGGGCAGAACCCGUUUGUUCUGCUUUCCUCUCUCCCGUAUCCUUUCUCUUUCUCUCUCUCUCUGCCUGCGGGAAGUGGAGCUUUUUGCAUUUGUGUGUGGUAGCUCGCGGGCAGCAUCGCCCCGCGCGCGCCCGGCCUGAGGUUCCAAUUUGGAACGUUAGGUCGUCCAACGGCCUCCCCGUUCCCCGGGGGAACGUCCCACUCGGCCCCAUUGUUCCUUCGCCAUGCUCGAGCCGCUCGCGCGCUGGCUGCAGGUGCUGCUGCUGCGGGGCAGCGAGUGGCUGCUCGGAGGCGGUCUCUCUGAUCCCGGUCUCGGUGCUUCACCCGCGACCGCUCUGCGCCUGCUGCCGGGCGCCUCCGUCGUGCUGCUGCUGGCGGCUGCCGUCGUCGUCUUCGUUGUUGUUGCUGUUUUCCUCCUCCAGGGUCGAGGCCACGCCGCCGCCAGCCGGGCCCCGCCGGUGGAGGAGCGCUCGCUGCUCGGGGAUGCCGCGACGCCUCCCUGGAAGAAGCCGAGGCAGCACGAAGAGGUGAGGAAGAAGAGGAGGAAGGAGAAAGCGAAGGUGCCACUGAACGGACAUCCUCCCCUUUCAAAUGACAUACAACUAAUUGUUGCAGAAGAAACAAAAGAGUCACAAGCUACAGAGAAGAAAGGUCUUAAGGUCAAGAAGAAAAGACAGCGCUUAGAUGAGAAAUCAACAGAGCAAAGUACUUCAGGAAGCAAAGAAAAAAAUGAGGAAGAUGCUGGCGACUGGGUUAUGAAAAUCAGUAAUCGGGAGAAACGACAGUUGAGAAAAGAGCGCCAAAAGAAAAAAUGUGACACAACAAGUUUCUUGGAUCCUAAUUUUCCUCUUUAUUCCGAUGGAAGCAAGGCUGCUUCAAGAUCAGCUAAGGACAGUCGGGGCUCAGAUGAUCAAGAAGAGACCACUGCAUGGAAGGCUUCAUCUGAUUCAUUAGCUGAUACAGUUUCCAGCUGGAAUGAGGCCACUGACAAAGCCGUCACGUGGCAAUUCACGGGGGGAGGAGAUGCAAGCUCUGUGGCAUGGGGACCCUCAGACAGACCAAUGACUACCUCAGGUUGGGGAGUGACAACCAAGGACUUGAGUAGUAGUGGAAUUGACUGGGACACUGCAGAUUCUGCUGAGCAGGACAUCUUCGCUAAUAUAGGUACAUGGGAAAACAAGACAGGUGUUAGAAGCCCUCCUGUGACCUUUGGAGCAUUUACUGAUCCUCCCGAAGCAAUUAUCCAAGACACAACUUCAUCUCAAGAUAGUCCAUCAAGGUGUUAUUUGAGUGCCUCAUUACCUUCUCAUACAAUUGAUGAAGCAUGGCUUGGACUAGAUCCCUUUGCCAUUGACCUUAACUCUGAUUGGAGCCCACCUACAGAAGAAUGGGGCAACUGGACAGGGGAGGAAACUUUAACAGCCCAGGAACUAGGAAAAGAGAAACUAAAGGUGUCCAAUGGGGAGGAAGAAAAAUCUCAGGUUAACCCUGCUGGCGUUGGGAAGUCAAAACGAAAGAAGAAAAAGAAGAAGGUCAAGCAAACAGAGGAUUCUGUUGGAAGUGAAGAGGUAACAUUGGAAAAACCCAGCACUAAAUCACAAACUGAAAUUGGAAAAAUCCAUCCAAUUAUUACUAACUCUUCUGAAGUCCAUUUUAUUUUAACGGGUUCUGAAAUAAAUAAGCUCAAAGAUGAUUCUGAAAAGAAGAUUCUGAAGGAUGAGGAUUCAAAGGGAAUGGUAACAGAAAGAUCGGAAAUUGGAAUAGAACAGCGUUUAACAGAAAUUGCUUUUUCUGAUCCGUGGAAUACAGGGGGCAAUACACCAUCCAGUAAAAAUAAUGGCUUCACUUUAGAUUGUGCCAAAACAGAAAAGAAGAAAAUGAAAGCGAGAAGAGAAACCUGAUGCUGCCUUUUCAUUUGUGUAAAUGGUUCAGGUUUUUACCUCUGAUAUUGUCACCAGUUACUGCUAAAUUAGCUACAAGCGUUCGGCAGCAGGAAACAUUGCACUAAGUUCAUAAAAUGAACAAAGGGACAAAACAGUAGGAAACUCUGGUCUAGUCAUGGAAACCACAGAGGUAAGGCAAAGGAGUAGUUAAAAGCCAAGUUCUUAUUGUUACUGAGAGGUGAAAAUCAGCUGUAAAAGGGAUGUAUCUCUUACGUUCCCUGUAAAUUUUACUUGUUAGCACAACAGGGAAUGCAAAAGUUGCUUUGCCAGUUCUAAGCAGCCUCAAAUGUAUGUCAAUAUAGAAACAGGCAAGACAUUUUAUUUAACAUGUUGUAUAUUUACUUGUAAUUUGUUUAAAACUGUCCGUGCUCAUUUCGUCUCCACAGGAAUAGAUAUAUUGUGUCUUAUUGUGUCAGAGUCUGUACUUUAAAACUAAUCAUGGCUGCAUGUCUGUGUCUUCAGUAAUUACUAUUGGUUACUUGCAGUUAGGAUAUUAAGAGAUUGUUUCCCUCGACAGUGUUGAGGCAUAAAUUUGGAAUCAGCUGUUGUUUGUCUACUGUCAGCUCAUAGCAAUAUUACAGUACUUCAGGUAUUACUCAGUAACUUUACUUGUCCAGAUUAAGUAUUUAAUUACUAUAAUUUUGCAUCCUUCAGGAUGAAAAUUGACAAAACCUGUUUUUGCAAAAUAUGCGGGACAGCCAUAGAACCCCAACCUACUCAACAUGUUUUGUACCUUUUUGUCAGUGGUGCCAAUAAUUUUGCUUUGUUUUUUGAUAAAUCCAUACUUUCACAUUUGAGUGUUCUAUUAUCAGUCGGACUGAUUUAUUUCUGAUUCCUGGAAAGGGAAUUAAUAUCCAAAUUUAGAAUAGUUAUUAAAGAAUAAGAUUAUCUCAUUCCAAUCAGCAGGGUAAUCUUUAAUGGCAUAAUAAAAGCAAAAUAUUCCAGAUGCUGGAAACCUGAAAUAAAAAGAAAGUGCUGGGUAAAUUCAGCAGGUCUGGCAGCAUCUGUGGAGAGGAUUGGCAGUACAGUUAUUAAUCUAAGUAGAAUGGAAGGUAGAUAUUUCCAAGAAAUGGGCUCAUUUUAAACCAUUUUGCAGUAAACAGAGUCAGGGUUAAUGUACAAAUAUGAAAGUUUAAGAAUUAACUGAAUUGGGGCCUUCUGAAGAGUGCUUAACUUUGUUACCUUGAAAUAGAGCCUUAUAAAUUUCACAAAAUGUAAGUGUCAGUCAUAGGCAGUCAUCUUACAAUAUAAUGACCUGCUGUUGCCUUCUGAGAUCUAGCCUUUUUUCCAUGAAAUUUUUAAACUAAAUUUAUUUUCAUGUUUCGUCCAAUAUUGUUAGACUAAAUGAACCAUUGAGCAGUAAAAUGGCAAACUGUGCAAUCUCAGGUGAGAUUUGACCACUUACAAUAUAAUGAUAAUUGUUUGAAUUAAAGAAAUGAAUUGUUGUGUUGGAAUCUGACAACAGUAAAACCUGACUUAGCGCUUACAAAACAUGAAUAUCUCAACAAGUAAUCCAACAACAUUGAAUAUACACUGGCAAGAACGCACGCCAGAAAGGUGUGUGCUUACAGAAAGUAAAUCAGCACCUGUGACUUUUCUCGGUGUACAUCUUGUGAUUUAUUUUUUAGAUGUAAUUCUGCGUAAAAUUGGGUGGUUUUCCAAUUUCAUUUGGAAGAAAAUUCAGUUGAAGGGUAAUUUGAAAUCAAAGCAACAUAGUAUUUUAUGUAAAUAGCCUAACAGACAACUGAUACCUCCUAAACCAGUAUCCUUAAAUAAAAACAUUUACUAUUUGCAAAGAGCUAUACUAUCCGUAUUUAUGAAAGUGUUUGCUACAGUUGCUAACCCAUUACAUUUUUUUUAAACAAUCAGUGGUAAACAAUUAUAAACUCAUGCAAGAUUCUGAUUAUCUGCAUGACCGAUGGAUUUUUUUUUCCAGCUGUACAAAGGACAACUUUUUAAACUGGUCAUGUGGUGGCCAAAUCAGCCUUAAUGAUGACUUGACAAUUUUAUAGGAGUAGGUUUAACAGUUCUCACUAAUGUUCAUGUUAGACAAUAUUUCUUUGUUUUUAUAAUUGUUGGAGUGUUUUAUUUCCUACCCUUCCCCAAUGGCAGCAGUUUAUAUGGAAUUAUGAUGUACUUCUGUGAUAUAUUUUUCAAGAUAAGAUUUGACUUCUUGUCUGCCAUGAACUUUAAUGCCUGUUGUGCUUUAGCUAAUUAGUUUACUUUUAUUUCAUAAACAUCCUGAUGCAAUGAUAAUUUGCUACAUCAAUUAAUGUAAAAUUUAAUUUUGAAAUAUUUUGUAGCAAAUAGUAACUAUUUAGUUAGGUCAAGAGGUGUUUUAUUCAAACCCAUAUGUAACUAAAAUCUAGUUUAUGCAACUUUUUUCUGUUCUGAUGACUGAUUUAGUCAACAGAACUAAUGCUAAGCAAACCAGUAUAUAACACAUUCACUUAAAGUUUGGGAAACUUUAAGACAUGCAACACAGAAGAUUUAAUGGCAGGUUUAUGCUGCAUAGAAUGUGUUUAACAAGGGAGCUACGUUUUUAUGAUAACUGAAUUACUUUUAAUUUUCAAAUUUGAAUUCUGGGUUACUGAAGCUUACUGAUUUCCUACUUGUAAAAUGCUGAACAGUUAUUCAGUUAAGAUAGUCCAUAAAUCAAUUACUGCGUUUUUGAUAAUAUGGACAAUUUUUCUGCAUUACGUCUGCAUUAUUGUAUAAUAUGUUUGCACUUUAUUGUAGCAUUUGUGCGAUAUUUUUUAGUUUGCGUUCUAUAACAUGUUCUGUGUUUCAACAAGUAUUUAUCAUGAGGUAAAUACGCUACACAAUGGGGAAUAGUGGAACACACAGUUUAUCCUUUUCAUAAGAUAGACCUGCACUUCAUGAAGGUCUUAAAAAAGGAUAAUAAAAAUACUUUCAUGAUAGUAAACCUUGUGUGUGAUGUAAUCUUUGUGUUAUGUUAAUUUAUGUAGAAUAAUUUGUUUUAAAAAUCUUUUAUAAUACUUUUGGAGGUAUUUCUCAUAAUGAACAUAUAGCUGUGAAAAUGGAGUUUGUACAGUGGUAUUGUAAUUUGCGAUAUAGUGAAUACGUUGAAGGUGUACUCAGCACAUGCUGGUAAUUAUAUGAUCAUUUUUAUUGUGUAAAGAAAAUGACGUUUUACUUGACAGCUAAUGGUAAAAGCAGUAUUUCAGUAUACAUUUUGUUAGACCUACAUAAACUGUUUACAUAAACAUUUGAACAUUUUCAUUAAAUGUCAGUUGCCAUACUCGGGCAAUAUUAAACAACCAACUGAGCAAUUCA